UAUAGUAUGAGAAAUGCCAACAGUAGUUCUAUCUUAUACAGUUUGGCGAGUCAUUUCUAAGCCUGUGUACCACUGAACAAAUGGGAAAAGUUUAAAUCUGACUGUGUACAUUUUGAGACCUGGCUUAGGCCUAGGAAAUACUAUAAGUAGGUUUGCCCUGUUUCGAUGCAGAUGUCUGAUACUGGCUUUGAUACGGAAAAUGGUUGGGAAGUCCCUGAUUGCUGGUGUGGUGGUCCUGGCAGCUGCAGUGAGCCUGUUUUUGGGAGUGAUUAUGGGACUGGGAAAGAGGAAUCCACCUGCACAGACCGACCACUUCUACUACAAGGCAGCUGUGGCCGCAGACGCUGGGAAGUGCUCUGAAGUGGGAAGAGAUAUCUUGAAGAAAAAUGGUUCAGCUGUGGAUGCUUCUAUUGCUGCCUUGUUGUGUGUAGGACUGUUAAAUGCUCACAGUAUGGGGAUUGGAGGGGGACUCUUCUUUGUCAUCUACAAUGCUACAACUGGUAAAGUAGAAACCAUUGAUGCCAGAGAGACUGCUCCCAUGAAUGCCACUGAAGACAUGUUUGGAAACAAUACAAAGCUCUCCCGUACAGGGGGGCUCUCUAUAGCCAUUCCCGGAGAGAUCCGUGGUUAUGAAAUGGCCCACAGGAGACAUGGCAGGUUGCCCUGGAAGGAGCUGUUUGAGCCCAGCAUUGCUUUGGCCCGGGAUGGAUUUCCUAUUGGGAAAGCCUUGGCCCAUGCCCUGUUCAAAAGCAAAGAGUCAAUUCAAGGGGAUGACAGCAUGUGUGAAGUAUUUUGUGAUUCGGAAAGAAACAUCCUGAAAGAAAAUGAUAUUGUUCGCUUUCCAAAGCUGGCAGAAACAUACCAAAGAAUAGCAGAGGAGGGUCCAGAUGUGUUUUACAAUGGGUCUAUGGCACAGAGCAUCGUGGAGGACAUUCAGGCGGCAGGGGGCAUUAUUACUUUGGAUGACUUAUUGGAGUACCAGCCUGUCCUGAAUGAGAACCCUCUUCGUCUGAAUGUGGGGGAGUACACCAUGCAUGUCCCAGAUGCCCCCUCCAGCGGGCCCGUCCUUGGGCUGAUCCUCAACAUAGUCGACGGAUAUAACUUUACAGACACAAGUGUCUCCACAGCCGAACAAAAGACCCUGACAUACCACCGAAUAGUUGAAGCUUUUCGUUUUGCUUAUGCAAAGAGGAGCAGGCUCGGAGAUCCACGUUACCUGAAUAUUACAGAUCUCAUCCAGAACAUGACCUCAGACUACUUUGCAGACGGCAUCAGGAGUAAAAUAUCAGAUGACACUACACACCCAGACAGUUAUUAUGAGCCAGACUACUUUGUCCCGGAAAACCACGGGACAGCCCAUCUGUCAGUCAUAGCAGAGGAUGGGAGCGCUGUGGCUGCUACUAGCACUAUUAACUUAUACUUUGGAUCCAAAGUAAUGUCUCGAUCGACAGGAAUAAUUUUUAAUGAUGAAAUGGAUGACUUCAGCUCACCUUAUAUGACAAAUGGCUUUGGAAUUCCCCCGUCCCCCAACAACUUCAUCCAACCAGGCAAACGACCACUGUCUUCUAUGUGUCCUACAAUUAUCUUUGACAAAGACAACAGAGUGAAAAUGGUUGUAGGAGCAUCAGGCGGCACAAAAAUCACCACAGCCACAGCCUUAGUUAUCCUAAAUUCGUUAUUCUUCAACUACGACCUAAAAAAAGCAGUGACAGAGCCAAGAGUUCACAAUCAGCUCAAUCCAAAUAUGACAGUGGUAGAAGAGGGCUUUGAGGAGAGUGUCCUGGAGGGUCUGGCCCAGAAGAACCAUGUGACAGAGAUGCUGGAGACCCCAGACUCAGUGGUGCAGGCCGUGGUGCGACAGGGGGAGCGUCUGUGUGCAGAGUCUGACCCCAGGAAAGGAGGUUAUCCUGCGGGCUACUGAGGCAGGAAAGAGCCUCUCACAGCCAGUGACAUAAUACAAGCUGAAAAACACUCACACACCUGCACAUAGAGACAUCUAUAAUGUUUACACUCCAGAGACUCUUUUGAAUUAAGACACUACAUUAAGACAUUAAAGACAGAAAUUGACUGACCUCUUCAGUUGACUUAAUUUCUUUGAACCAUGUUGUGAUGUGGCUCAAGCUACAACUAUUUUUGACCUGUUCAGAGAUCCCUGUUGACAUCAGUGGGUAGUUUAAUAACUACUGAAGAUGUAUCAGCAAACCAUGGGUCCAACAUGUAUUUACUGUUUGUAUUUAACUCAGUCUGUGACCUACACAUUGUGAAGACAAGAUCCAAAAACAAUCAU
Messenger RNA from Boleophthalmus pectinirostris (great blue-spotted mudskipper), 2287 nucleotides. RefSeq names its product gamma-glutamyltransferase 1a (gene ggt1a). The record is from RefSeq and is a predicted model, not a curated record. The coding region runs from base 200 to 1921 and encodes 573 amino acids. Gene Ontology annotation, cellular component: plasma membrane. NCBI's taxonomy places the organism in Eukaryota, Metazoa, Chordata, Actinopteri, Gobiiformes, Gobiidae. Gene Ontology annotation, molecular function: glutathione gamma-glutamate hydrolase. The transcript has 13 exons. Gene Ontology annotation, biological process: glutathione catabolic process; regulation of immune system process; regulation of inflammatory response.